Molecule: messenger RNA, 2506 nt
Organism: Macrobrachium nipponense
Lineage: Eukaryota; Metazoa; Arthropoda; Malacostraca; Decapoda; Palaemonidae
Gene: Noc2
Product: nucleolar complex protein 2 homolog
Biological process (GO): negative regulation of transcription by RNA polymerase II; ribosomal large subunit biogenesis
Cellular component (GO): nucleoplasm; Noc1p-Noc2p complex; Noc2p-Noc3p complex
Molecular function (GO): histone binding; transcription corepressor activity
Source: RefSeq, a predicted model, not a curated record
GGGCGCACAUGGACGUACCGGUGUAACAGUUUCCUUCAGGGUAUAACUGUUCCUUCAUAGUACAAAAAUGAAACUGAAGGCCAAGGCAGGCAAAGAAAAAUUCAGUGGAAAUAAAAAGCAACGGAAAAAGGACCAGAAAGGAAAAAGUAAAGGAGUGAACAAGAGAAAGCAAGAUGAGAUUGCUAACAUGUCAGUGGAUGAUAUGUUCACAAUGAUACAAGAAGAUGACAGUGCUUUAGAUGAUGGCAUCUCUACAGAAAAGAAGAAAAAGGGUGUGUCUGUCACAAAGAAGAAUAAAGGUUCCAAGUUGAAAAAGGCUAAACCAGACAAUGAAGAAGAUUCAGAUGAUUUUUCUGAUGAUGAGGAGAUGGCUGAAGCAUCCAACUUAAGCCAAAAAGAGUAUCUGGAGAAACUGAAGGAUGCUGACCCAGAAUUUUAUGCCGCAAUGAUGCAGUCUUCGGAACUGAUGGACUUGAAGAGUUCUGAUGAAGAGGAUGAGGAUGAAACAGAAGACAAAGAAGGCCAGAAUCCUGAAAGUUCGCCUCAGGGGUCUGAGGAGGAGGGGGACAGUGAUGACUCUGACCUCGAGAUUGACGACGUGAAGGGUCUAGGUGGCAACAUCACUGCACAGAUGAUUCAAGAUUGGGAAGAGGAGCUGAAGGGUGAGAGUCCAAUGCCAGCUUUUUUGGAAGUGCAGCAAGCAUUCUUGGCAGCAAUUGAGAGUUUGUCUGGCGGGAAGAAAGGUUAUGUAGAGAAAACAAGCAAAUACGUGGUGAAAGGAUCUCAGAAUUUCAAUGCUGUUGUGAGACUGUGUUUGAAAAAUAUGGCCUUUGCAUUGAGAACUGUCUUCAAGCUUAAGGAUAAAAGUCAGUUGCCCACAGCAUCUAAACGAUGGAGUAAAUAUAAGAAUAGUAUCAAGCCGUAUCUUCGACAAAUGAUUGCAUUGACCGAGGUAGUUGCCGAACCCAGUGUGGCUGAAGCAGUCCUGAGGAAUGGAGUGCUCCCUCUUAUACCUUUCUAUGCAGGACACAAGAGCAUGAGCAGACUGCUUGCAAGAAGACUCAUUGUCAUGUGGGCUACAAGCGAUAAAAAAGUUAGAGUUUUGGCUUUUAUGGCCAUGUUCAGGCUGACUCAGAUCCUACACGGCGAAUUUUUGGAAUGGAUGCUCAAGAAAAUGUACAUAGCAUAUGUGCAAAACUGUCGUUUCACUUCACCAUCUACUUGGGGCCUUAUUGAUUUCAUGCGUGUAUCUUUGGUCGAAUUAUACAUGUUGGAUUUUGCACGUGCUUAUAGGCAUGCGUUUAUUAUCCGUAGAUGGCUAUUACACCUUCGGAAUGCUAUUAUACUUCCUAAGAAGGAACGUGUGCAGCUUGUUUAUAACUGGCAGUAUAUUCACUGUUUAAACCUGUGGUGUGAUCUUUUGGGGAAAACUCAUCCAAAUGCCAUACUUCAGCCUAUGAUCUUUCCAGUCACACAGGUUGCCAUUGGUACCAUGAAGCUGCAGCCGACACCAACAUUCUUCCCUCUAGCUUUCCACAUAUGUAGAAUCUUGACGGAAUUAUCCAGAAAGACUGGCACCUUCAUACCUGUACUGCCAUUCUUAUUAGAGGUUCUUAAUAAAGCAAUUUACUUCAAACAACCAAAAAAGACAUCUGUGAGACCAUUCAACUGGAUGUGCAUUCUUAGGCUAGCAAGAGGAGAGUUGAAAGAGUCCGCUUUUAAAGAUGGAGUUGUUGAUCAAGUGUAUGAUGGUAUGGUCAACUAUUUGAGUGUGGUGAGCUCAUCAAUAGGCUUCCCAGAUUUUGUUGUACCAACAGUUUUGCAACUGAAAACCUUUGUGAAGAAAUGUAAAUCUCCAAACUACUGUAAGAAGUUCAAGCAGCUCCUGGACAAGAUACGUGAGAACAGUGAUUUUAUCGAAGAUCGAAGGAAAGAUGUCACAUUUGGCAUAGCAGAUCUUGAAGCGGUCAAAAACUGGGAGGUUUCAGUUAAACAAACUGGCACCCCACUCAAUAAAUACUAUGAGAGUUGGCGCAAAAUACGAGAGAAGGAAUUCCAGCAGCAAAUAGCAGAUUCAGUCAGUGUCCCUGAUUUUGAUUUACCAUCGGUGAAAAAACGUAAACUUGAAGAAAGCGAUGAUACGUCUGCAUCAGAUGAAGAGGAUGAAGAGGAUACAGAAAUAAGACCAGCAGAUGACAAUGUGGAAGGCAGUGAAGAUGAAAAUAAGGAAGUUAGUGGCGGUGAUGAGAAAAUAAAUGGUCCACCAGAGAAAAAGCCGAAAGUGGAAGAAGCGGACAGCCUCCUUGAUGAACUGGCAGCUCCUGUCAAGGGUGGCAAGGAUGUCGUUAAAGAGUUCCAGUUUUCAGAUGACGAUGAACCACUCGAUGAUGAUUAUGAUCUGGAGAGUGAUGAGGACAGUUAAUUUUUGAAAAUGCUUGUGUUGUAUGCUCUAUGGAAAUGGAUAUUGUAAGAUGAUCAUAACAUUAAAAGUACUGUACCUGUUCCA